Molecule: messenger RNA, 4862 nt
Organism: Ctenopharyngodon idella (grass carp)
Lineage: Eukaryota; Metazoa; Chordata; Actinopteri; Cypriniformes; Xenocyprididae
Gene: rdh20
Product: retinol dehydrogenase 20
Exons: 5
Coding region: 877-1914 (345 amino acids)
Cellular component (GO): lipid droplet
Molecular function (GO): oxidoreductase activity, acting on the CH-OH group of donors, NAD or NADP as acceptor
Source: RefSeq, a predicted model, not a curated record
UUAGUAAGGACUAAUAUAUCAGUUAGUAUAUAUUAAUAUAUAUAGGUUUUCAAAUGUCCACAGUGGAUUGUUUUUGUGGUUCAGGGAACUCAGUGCUGCUCUAUUAUAUUUUAGUGUGGCUUUUUUAGCAUAGGUUACAGUAUGAGAUCACAUUAUCAACAAUAAUAUUGUGGCACUGCUGGUUAGUCAGCAAAUCAGAGCAAGUUUGAAUUGAUUAGUUAGGACUAUAAAUGUGUGUGAAUGGGGGUAUUCAUAGUGUUUUAAGGUAUAUGUUUUGAUGUAAUAUUGCAGUAUUACCAUUGCUGAAAUUUAUAGUCCAUUCAAGCUGUUGCUAUAGGCCUACUUGCAUGAUAAUUGCUAUAGAUUUAUAGAAGCAGAACUGCGCCUCUCUUCUUUAACAUAUUCAGAAUCAGUUUAUUUUCAUUAUAUUUCCUAUAAUUUUAUGCAAUGGUGGUGUACACAAAUUCUGUACAGUACAGACACCCUGAUGAAUUAUUACUCCAGUAAAAGUAUUCCUUCUAAAAUUAGUUCAGAGAAUAUUCAAAAAUAACAUUUUCCUAACUCAAUGAAAAAGUUAGCAAAAUGUUCUUAGAAUAUUUUUGUUAGCUCAGGAAAACUAUUUUUUUUUAUUUUUUAUUUUUUUUUUAAAGAUUUUCCUUUCUCUUAGAAGACUUUUUGUUCCCACGAGAAACUUUAAGUUUCUCGGAGGAACACAUUGCGAGCAGCUCAUUUUUUUUCCAUCACCAUGUCCCCUUAGGCACCGUACUGUCUUGCAGUAGGCCUUUUCUCACAGCAAAAGUAGUUUAAUUUGUGGCUUGAGGUAUUUUCGCCUAAUCCUGAGUACGGGAGUAUUUAAACAGCUUCUGAGGGAAAGGCAUGGCUAGUCCAGAUACAGGGAAACAAGCCUGGCUGUCUCACUCACUCCCUCAAACAAUCACACACAUCUACCUGGGCACCAUGAUCUUCCUAAUGGAUUUACAAGUGAUGCUGCUGGACGUAGUGUACUUCAUCCUGCGCUCUUGUCUGCGGAUCGUGCUGAGGCCACGUACGAAGCCCAUAGACGGCGAGUUGGUGCUAAUAACCGGCUCUGGAGGAGCGCUGGGCCGCCUGUUCGCCCUGGAGUUCUCGAAACACGGUGCAGAAGUGGUGCUGUGGGACAUCAACAGAGAAACUAAUGAGGAGACAGCCAAGAUGGUGAGGGCGCAAGGGGGCCAGGCACAUGCGUACACGGUGGACGUGACAAACCGGGAAGAAGUCUACCGCACAGCCGAGCAGGUACGGAAGGAGGUGGGAAGGGAUGUGACCUACUUGGUGAACAAUGCCGGGGUUGUGGCCGGUGAGAGACUCCUGGACUGCCCCGAUACCAUGGUGGAGAGGACGCUGAAAGUAAACUGCCACGCCCUCUUCUGGACUGUGAAGGCGUUCCUCCCUCAGAUGAAGGCCAAUAAUCAUGGCCACAUCAUCACUAUAGCCAGUGUCCUUGGACUCUUCAGCACAGCCUGUGUAGAGGAUUACUGUGCCAGUAAGUUUGCUGCGGUGGGGUUUCAUGAGUCUCUGGCCCACGAACUGUUGACAGAAGAGGACGUGGAUGGAGUGAAGACCACUCUUGUGUGCCCUUAUGUUGUGGACACUGGCAUGUUUGAUGGCUGCAGGAUUAGGGAAGAGGUUGAACUGAUCCUGCCUCCACUGGAGCCCUUGUACUGUGUACAGCAGGCUAUGAAUGCCAUUCUCAUAGACCAGCCACUAGUGUGCAUCCCCAGACUAACCUACCUGCCCUUCCUGGCCAGAGCCCUGUUUCCAUGGGAAUCCAAUGUGGUGACAUAUCGCUUUAUGGGUUCAGACCAGUGCAUGUACCCAUUCAUUGAGGCCAUGAGGAAGAAAAGAGCAGCCAAUGGACCAAUAAAGGCUGCUUAAACAUCUGGAACACUACAGAUUUGACUGGUCUUUUUUGAGCAGCAAAUAAUGUGUGAAAUAUUCUUUUUAAUGUUACUUAGUUUAUAUUAUUAUGGAUGUGUGGGUAAAUCAGUGUUUGAAGUGAAAUGGGUAUCUUCUGGUCCUCUAGGCCCAAUUCAGCUGUGAUGUGUUUUUCAGGCUGGCUAAUCAGUCAUGGGUGAGCUGUUCAGCAAACACUGAUAUGGUUCACAUCUGAAAUUUGUUUUUUAUGCAACUGGAUUGGGACUGGACAGAGCAAGUCGUUGGGCAUGAUACCUAUUUAAAUACUAUAUAUAUAUAUAUAUAUAUAUAUAUAUGAAUAUUUAACUCAAUGUGUGCAGAUGUUUUUUCCCCUUGGCUUUCAAUUAUAUUGAAAUCAAUAGCUUGUUGUACUUGAUCAUAAAAACAUAAAACAAAAUGCAAGUUCCACAUUCUUUUCACACACUCACGGUCAGUGUCGGAGGUAACACAUUAAAAGUAACAUGAGUUACGUAAUCAGAUUACUUUUUUCAAGUAACUAGUAAAGUAACGCAUUACUUUUUCAGUUUCAUUUUUCAAAUAAGUAAUGCAAGUUACUUUGUUUUCCCAUUUACUAACUGACUGCUCUCCUGUUCCUAUCCUGAGAGAAAUCGUAAGUGCAGAGGUGUUGUGUGCGCCGUGUAAACAUGAUGGCUAUUGUAGUUCUAGACUAAAUGUGAGCAUGCAUUUACUCAUCUCACUUGCACAAAAACAGAUUCAGUAUUCCUCAAAAUGGAUGAACGAAACGCAAACUCAGAAUAUUACUCAUCUGCAAUAAUUAAUGUUAAAUUACACGUAUAUUUUUUCCCCUGGUUACACAGACAAGGCUUAAGCUAGUCCUAGAAUCUUAAAAUAUGUCAAUGCCAUUGUUUUGUCUCAAGAUGCACACCAGUAAUGUUUUAUUCUAGGGUACGUUUAUAAAAGAUACUUAAAUGCCCUAAUUGAACUAAGGCCUAAUCCUGGCUUAGGCUAAACCCUGUCUGUGAAACCAGGGGCCUGUACCAUGAUGGUAGUUGAACAAACUCAGGGUUAUAGGAUUAGUUUCAAGUUGACAAAACCAAACCACUCCAAUCCGGCUUUGUUGGUACCAUGAUGCUGAUCAUCAACUUUCUCUGUCAACUCAGGCUUUGAUCCUGAGUUUGUGGAGCGCGUGCACAUGAAUGCGUGACAUCAGUGGCAAACAGCCAAUCACAUGCCUUGCAACAGAAAGAAACUGAUUUACUUCUCGCGAGAGAGUCAACGCGAUUCAAAACUCUUUUGCUGAAGAAAAUGAAGAAUUUAAACACAUUUACACUAAAGAAGAAACUUGUCCAUGAAAAAGGACAAAUAAAAGAAAUUAUCUUGCUCUAUCAGAGCAAGUGAAAAUUGUCAAGUAUUUAUAUAGUUUAUUACAUACAGCAAUAGAGACUCAAACAUGUAAGGUUAUGUAGUCAUUUUUAAAGAGUUAUCUGUUGCUGGCUCUCUCACGAGAAGUGAAUCAGAGUUUCUCUCUGUUGCAAGGCAUGUGAUUGGCUGUUCACCACUGAUGUCACGCAUUCAUGUGCACACGCUCCACAAACUCAGGAUCAAAGCCUGAGUUGACAGAGAAAGUUGAUGAUCAGCAUCAUGGUACCAACAAAGCCGGAUUGGAGUGGUUUGGUUUUGUCAACUCGAAACUAAUCCUAUAACCCUGAGUUUGUUCAACUACCAUCAUGGUACAGGCCCCAGGCCUUUAUGUAUUUAAAUCUCACUUUAACUAAACAUUGUCUUUUCUGCUGACUUUCAACGUUCCAAUUCAAUCAUACUAAUAAGCAAAAAUGUCUUGUUAAACAUCACAUUUGAAUUAAUUAUUAUUUUUUUUUUUUUUAUUGCUUAAGUAAGAGUGUUGAACUUUCUUCUCUUGCGUCCUAAUCUUCUGCAAUUCAGAAUAGCAGCACAGCUGAAAGAUUUGUUUGAGCUGCGCCCUCUACUGUGUGAAUUUGCAUUUCCUUCUGCCUGAGGCUUAUUCAUUUCAGUUUUGGUGUGAAAGGACCUUUAACAUUUGCCAAAAAUGAACUUUUUUUUUUUUUAAAAACAAACAAACAAACAAGCCCAGCCUAGAUGAGAAAAAGUAAUUUAACACAUUGCUUCCCAUAAAAAGUAACUAAGUAAUGUUAAAUGAUGUUAAAAAUCUUUUUUAAGGGAGUAACUCAAUAUUGUAAUACAUUACUUUUAAAAGUAACUUUCCUCAACACUGCUCACUCUUGGCCCUAUUUAUACAGAAUGCCCAGACUAUUUACAUUACUUUUACCAGUAAUUUUUGAUUUCUCUUAGUUAAAAAAAAACAAACUACCAACAUUUAACUGAAAUUGUACUCAAAUUUCAAUUUUAAAAUUCCCAGCAAACUUCCCUGGCUUGCUUGCCUGGUUUUCCAUGACCAUGAGAUCCCGGAUUAUAGCAUUUACAGAACACGCGCACACAGUUUUUUUUUGUGCAAGAGGCACAUCAUUUUUACUCAUAUUCCAUGAGGAAAACAGGAUGCAACUGGCAGAGAGUGGGUGGGGUCAACACUGACAGGAGAAUGCAUCAGUUUAACUGACAUGACUGAACAUCAUCGUGCUUUAUACAUACAUUCACUCACUCACACAUACAAAACAAAAAAACACCACCACACGCUCUACACUGAAGUCACAAUAACAUUUUCCCAGACCUACAUGAAAAUGUAGAUGAAAUUUUUUUUUUUUUUUUGAGAGCGUUAUGGUCGUCAUUGCAACUCAAAAAGCACUGGAGAAAAACCGCCACAGCAGAGACAUGUUCGAGAGCUUCAUCAUAUCCUUCAACGGGGUUUUAUACUGCACUUCACAAUAGCGCUAAUACAACCCAACGCGCUGGGUUCCUAUAAUACAACGUUAAAAAUAAAAUAGAAAAAUAAAAGCGAGAAAAAAAAAAAAAAA